Amoebophrya sp. A120 is the source of this 12564-nucleotide messenger RNA. NCBI's taxonomy places the organism in Eukaryota, Dinophyceae, Syndiniales, Amoebophryaceae. The record is from the annotation of a GenBank genome assembly.
GUGCCUUCGAGGCGACACUUCUUUGAUAGAUCUUGGAAUUUUUCUUUGGGCUGAAGACGAGUUUUGUGAAACGAUAUUUAUUGUUGGUUGAGAAAAAAGAAAAAAAGUUUACCGCACCGCACACAAUGCAUCAGCAUCUGAAACAACAACAAGUACUAAAGACGAUGAUCUACUGCUCGGAAUAUCAUCGUCACUUGUGAAGUCCGAUUCGUGAAGAUCUUCGAUCGGGCGGUGCUACAACGAACUUUCUCAGUCUACCACCUGCGUUAUUUCUCCAGUGGCGCCGUCGUCGCCCGGUCCGGAUAAGAUGGAGAAACGAAUCUUGCGGAGGGAAAGACCACUUUCGGCAGCAAGUAGAAGUUCUAUCAUUUCUGACCGCUCGAAGAUGUUGUCCUUGUCGCUCCCACUCGUGCCGCUCUUUCACGUCCUGAUCUCCAAGAGCAAGAACUUCCUCGCAACAGUAUUACACGAAGAAGUACAAGAACCUCUUCUUGGAACAAAAUCAAGAGGCAGUAGAACGGGGUCUUCAAGGGGCCGCUUGAGAAGAAGUGCAAGAACAACUCCUAGAAGGUGUACAUGCUCUUCAGGUAGUUCUUCAACAAUUUUGAUCUUUCUCUUGGUCCUCGUUCAUCUCUCGUCCCUGAUUGCCACCUUCGGCCUUCUUUUCUCCUCUACCUGUUCGUCCAGCUUUACGACAAGAGGAGCACGAGGCUUGCGAUUGAGCUUCACAAUCGGGCCGCUGCUCAACGUUGGAACAACUCGUGUGGCCGCUGCAGGUGGAACAAGUAGAGCUACGGCAAGUGGUCAAGAAACUUCCACCCAACAAGAAGAUCACGCCGACCAAGACGAUGAAACAGAGGAAAUAACUCGACGAGCACAUGCUGGUGAUGAUGAUGAUGAUGAUGAUGAUGAUGGUCGAGGUCCUCCUCAUGGUCGAGAGAGGAAUUUCAAUUCUGGCGGUCAUAUUAAAACCUCGCUCCGUGGUGGGGGGGCAAGAGCCACGAGUUUCUUGCAGGAUGAUGAUCAGGACGAUCAUUGGGAGGUGCGAGAAACAAGAAAUCUGCACAAAAUAAAUAUUAACAAUGAUCUGGCAGUGUACUACAGUAGCUCCGGAGAAGCCGUAGCAGUGGAGCAGAUGAACAAAAGAAAUGGUGAACAGCAAAUAAACGCCAUCUUCGAAGACGAAGAACACCACCGCGACCAAAGUAAGAACGAUGUCGCGUUUCUGCAGCGCCUUAACAAGAAGAACUCGCGGCCUCUCGGGGCGGGGGCGAAGCACGACGACCGCCGAGAGAGGACAUCAAACGGCAAGCAACUACGUACAGUGGACCAAGAAGACGGUCUAUCGGGCUCACGCAAGGUGGACAGUAGAAGCCACGAGACGAGCUCAAGGGGUGAAGAUGAAGCAGGAUCAUUUUUUGAAAUGAUGUCUCACGAGGACGACCAAACUUCUUCAGACACGAAGGACGAUAUCAAUUGGGAACAGAGAAAAGAUGAAGAUCCGACUGUACUAAAAGCAGGUUCGACUUUAUUGGAAGUAUCGCCACCCCCGGGAGGUUCUUCAUCUUCGUCUGCAGGUUCUGAAAAUUCCGUCAUCGACCUAGUACUAGCAUCGCCCGGGAAAAAUGAAACAUCGCCGGAAUGGGGAGACGAAGAGGAACGUCAAGGAGCGCAGCGCCCACGUGUUGCUCUACAUGUCGACCUCGACCGCACCGAAGGGACCACAUCGACAGUACAACUCCUAGCUGCAGCGCGACGAGAAGAACAGCAAAAAGGAUUCUUACAAGAGAAUGAGUUCUUCACAACUUCUCAGCAAGAGCAUGAAACCAGGGUGGCGACGUCGACACAACUACUACAGGAAGUACAACAACGACAACAAGAAAACCAGCAGCACCAGAUGACGAUGAAAGUCAAAGGCGGCGUGGUUGAGGCGGGGGAAAAGGCGGGGGCGAGAUCCACGAAGUGGGUGCUGGGUCCCAACCGGGCGUUUGUGCCGGGUGACGAUGGGUUCAACAGCGCGCAAUCGAAAAUAGAGCCGACCAGUCCGGGCCAACUGGAGAAAAAGAAGAGCGUGUUCGGGAAAGACUACCACUGGUGGAGAGAACUCGACGCGCACGGCAACAAGCUGCGGAAGCGCGGGGCUUACGACAUCCUUCCGCACCGGUCCAAAGUGGCGCUGUUCUUUCGCCAGGAUGCGCGGGCAGACGGACUCGUGUUCUCCGAUGACGCUGUUUAUUUCAUCGACGUUCCCGCCGUAUCAAAUACAAAUUACUUAUGUCUGGAUCUGGAAGAUUGCGGAUGUUGGCAAAAAUGCCGGCUUUGCAUUUGCAUGGCCCAGCCCCAGCCCCAGAAGGUCUGGGAUGCAAGGACUAGCGUCACAGGCUUUGCGAGAGACCUUUACGCAUGAGAUGAUGAAAACUGCUCGCAGCGUGGCCAAAUUAAAGUGACAGCCUUUGCUACGCAUGCGUGAUAGAUUUUUGUGUGAAUGUCAGAGCGCAUUCACACGAGUUUGCAUCCUUCCAGAGGACGCGGACAUGUUUGCAGUGCAUGCGCCGGAUCCCUGCUUGCGAAGACCAGGGCGGCGGUCUUGGCCGCGCCCGGUGAGGUUUCUGCGUUCACCGGACUUGGCCACGGCGGCAUGACCAGCUGGUAUGCGGCCCGGGACGCCAAAAAGAGUUGGGACGGCAAGGUGAACGUGAACUGGUUUCCCUUUUCCCAGAUCAGCUCCAUCUCCUCGAAAGCAAUGGUUGAAGAUAUGGAGUACACCACGGUGGAACUGUAUUCCGGCAUGUCCGACUCGCAGGAUGCGCACGGAUUGCGGAAUACCCACCUCGACCCGGGUACAAGGAACAGCUACGCCACCGAGAUGGAGUCCGUGCACACGGUGAUGGCCAAGCUGCUGUCGGCCAAGCACUAUGAACUGCAAAUAUGUCUGGGUCUGGAAACUUGUAGUGCUUGGUUGGGAAUAGUGAAUGUUCUGUAAUGCACAGCCUUGCAUGAGAAAGGUCUGCGCUGCUUAGUGUUGCGUUUUAUUUCCGCGUGACAAACUGCGUUUUUGCAUGCCAGGCAAGAGGCCCUUUUCCUGCUCAUGCAUCACAGAUGUAAGACUAAGAGUCAUUCCAGACAAGCAUGGCAAACGUGCAUUCUUCCAGACCAUCAAGACAUAUUUGCAUUCCAUAAGCACGCCCCCCUGCGCACGUCGGAGGAGCUGCUGCCGCCAAACCAGGCGUCCGUCUGGUGGCAGGGCGCGCACUUGACCUGGUACAAGGCUUUCCUGCUUGCCAAGCAACCGUACCUACAUGGCCAAGCUGCUAACGCUUUUGAGAAGCAGGUGAGACAGCAGAUGGAGCAAGAACGGUUCGAAAAAUACAUCGAGGAGAACAAGAAAAGCAUAAAGGCUCUUGAUCAAAGCGAACAAAAGAAAAAGGUGGAAGAAGCAAGAGAAAAAACAAAGCUGAAACCCAGGGAAUGGCUCGAACAGCAGUCCCUUCUGUACCAAAUAGAGGCACAGACGAUUUUGCGGACCCUGUUGCAGACGGACGAGAAAAUUGUGUACGCCUUUGAAACGUGCGCGUCGCUCCGGAAGACUGUUGCAACCAGGGCGUCCUCGUCGUUUUUGGAGACGAGAUCCGGAGGUCGUGGUUCAGCGUCCAAUCAUGUGCCCUGCUCUACUAGCUCCAGCGCCGGAACAAGCAGCACCGGGAUCGACUACUUUUUUCUCACCACCAAGCGGAUCUUCGUCGUGGAGCACGGCCUGCCGACCGGCUCGAGUGCGGCUCAUCUGCAGGAGGACAACAUUGUCCGAAACUUGCAGACCUACACCUACAAUGCGGUGCGGUGCUUUUCCGUGGAGCAGGUCGGCACCGGAAGCCACGCCAACCGGCGGCUGAAGCUGGAAGGCGACGUCAUCCUGAACCUGUGGACCAGCUGGCUCCCGAACCUGCCGCGCAAGCCGCAGGAAAACUGCGACGCGUCCGACUGCAACACGGGGGACCUGCGACGCCGCCAGCACCGGCACACGGAGGACUACGACUCCCGUGUGGUCCUGCAGCCCACGCUGGCCGGCAAGCUGUCACCCCGGCAGGUGGUGGAGCUGAUGAACUUCCUGUUCCAGAUGACAUCCAACCGGUAUGAGGCUCUCAAACGUUGCAUUCUCAACUGUAUGCAUGAUUUGUCAUGCAAAAGCACUAUCAACAACAACAUCGACACGAUCAAGCUACUUCGCAUGACAAAUUGAUUCUCGACGCGCUAAACUACAGGACUAGAAUCCGCACCAACUCUCGAAUGCAAGACACGCAAGGAGUAGGACAGGAGGCUCUCCCUGUCACCUGUGGUAUUCUUGCAUUACAAAUCCGUGCGACACUUGAGAGAAGUGUAACAUUUGCGAGCGCCAUAACCGAGCGCAGAUGACGAAGUCGCUGCUGGACGACAAGGUUUUGUUUUCCAGCGACAAGCCGCAGACGUAUGUGGAAACGAUGAAGCGGUUCUGGGACGGCUUCCGCGGCACGGGGGGGCUGGAACCCAUCUACUCGGAGGAGGGCCGGGCCCUGAUGGAGUGGCUCACCGAGGAGGGCGAGACGAUUCUGGUGCUGCACGAGCACAUCGAGAUGGUGCUCGCGUCGAAGAGCGGCCAUAACGUGUGGAUCUUCACGAACAAGCGGCUGCUGAUCCGCGUGCUCGAGGGGCGGUACACUCGGUCCCGGUUCGCCGAGCGGGUCCGGUCGGCCGCCACCUUCUCCCCCAGCAUCGAGUGGAUUUGCAUCCCCCUGGAGCAGAUCGGAGCGGCCGAGAUCCAGACCGAAGCGACCGGGUUCCAGCCCCAGCUGACGGUGUUCACCUACACCAGGGGCCUCACGCCCCCGAACGACGAACCCGCGGAGCCGGGACUUGCCGCGCCGGCCUUCCCGCUCGCCCGCGGCACCGACGUCGCUUUCGUGCUCAAAUGUGUGCAAGCGCUCCUCUUUAUCCCAGAGAAAAAAACAGGCAGGGCAUCUUUGUAAUGCAAAAAUAAAGAGAAACACACAGGAAAAUCUGUCAUGGGCGGCCUCAUAGCAUGCUGCUUUGGAUAAAUAUGCAAUGCACAUGCAGAUUUUUUUGGGUAUUUCUUUUUGCACAUAUGCAAAUAUGCCCUGCCUGCUUCUUUCUGUGGGAUGCUCUUCAACGCGAAAGAAAAAUUCAGCCUGGACCUGGACGAGCGGUGGUCCUGUAUGUCAGGCUACCUUGAUGCCUACCAGCGGCAGGUGGAAAACAUGGCGCGGCUGAAGAACGCAGGAGCAAAAGGUCCGAGACCUGCUGCAGCUGCACCCUCUACAACUUCGAGCAAGUUGAAAAUCGACGAGAAUGUGAUGACCAUUUCGGACCCGGAAGCGCUGCGUGUCUCUCGGGAAAGGAUGCAAUCUACCUGGUGGGUCAAGCGGGCUCAGGCCGGGGCUGCCGGCGGUGAAAAGGUGUAUGACCUGGUGAAGCAGCUCCGGGACUUGUCCGGGAUCAGGGGCAUUUUGAAGAAGCACGACUUGCUUUUUCCAGAGGAGGCCCCCCUGCUCGCCUGGCAAGGCGUCGACUUUUAUUUCGAGGGCUACGGCGAGCACGGGAAUAGAGGGUUCGUCGACGUCGUUACACCGCUACGGCUCAUCACGAUUACUUUUCUCUGCAAUGCAGCGCUGGCGACUUCUGGGAGUAGUAGAGAUUGCCCCGACCUGACCGCCUCGCAGGACGAGGUGGGCGCCGGGAAAGAGAACCAGGGUGUAUUAAACGAAGUGACGGCAGUUAUCACACUGCCCUGGUCGCGCAUUGCCGUGUGGCGGGUCGCCAGCUACCCCCCCGGUGCCGCCGCAGCCCCACGGAAGGCGACUACAGUAUGGGGUUCUCAAGCGUUACAUUGUUUGCUGUCAAAUGACUACUAGUCAUUGUUAUGCUGCAAGGUUAUUUGUUCCAUCAGUCUCGCUCUCGGUCUCCACAUAUUAAUCAAGCUACUUCGCGUGACAAGUUCUCGAUGCAUGCGCUUAAGACCAUAGAGAUCCGUUCCAAAUUUGUGAUCGAUGCAAGACGCGCAAUGUUGGCGGCCUUUCACUUUUAUUGCCAUUUUCAAGCCACAAAUAGAUUUCUCAUGUAUAGGGCUAUCUAUUAUGCAACGCUUGAGCAUUACUCCAUACUCAGCGUCCAGCCGGAAGAUGGCCGGCGGCGACGAGGACGACGAAGAGGAUGAUGCGUUGUGCCGCCAGGGCAAGAACCGGUCCUUUUUCACGCUCCGCACCACGAUUGGGUACGGCCCGCGAUGGAACUGGGCCGUCGGGCCGUGUGUCAAUCUGCUCAUUUGGCAGCAGCUUCUGGCGUCGCUGGUGUUAGCCGCCGACUUCACUAACUUCGUGCAAGAUGCCGACGCUGGAGUUCCUCCUCGCGCGUCGCGGGCAUUGCCCGUCCAGUUGGACGCUGACGGCGAGGAUGACGACGGCGCUGUGGAGGAGGACGAACAGGGCGUGGCCCUGGGAGCUUUGGCUCGGGACAACAGGGUGCUGCAACAAAUGGGCAUGUAUCAAAUGCGAAUAUGUCUGGGUCUAGAAACUUGUGAUGCUGGCUUGGGAAUGGUGGACACUACACUGCAAUACAACGCAGCCAAGCACGUUGACAAGUUCUUGAGCUGCUAUGUGUUGCGCUUGCCAUCGAUCUCGUUUGGUCUCGCGAAAGUUCCACCCCCCCCGAGUGGGAGUAGGGGGUUUUCAGGUGCGAGUUCUGCAUGGCAAACUGCGCUUUUGCAUGACAGGCAAGAAGCUCUCAUCCUGCUCAUGCAUCACAGAGUUAUAGGGGUCCGAGUCAUGAGAGACGAGCAUGACAAGCUUCCACUCUUCCAGACCCAGACAUAUUGGCAACGCAUAGCAUGGGCGUCACCAACAUGGUUUUGCAGAGGAAUUUAGCAAAAGCCGCGGCGGGAAAAAUAAGCGGAUGGAUCAAGGAAAUCGCGCAGCGUGCCCGAGGAGGGAAGAAGGGUCCCUCUGAUGUGACCAUCGAUCGGCAGGACGCGAGCGUGUAUCCUCCGCAACAAAAGUAUCGCACUCGUAUGUAAUCGCAAUCAUCCAGCAGGAAGAUGAUUAGACAAGUGUGGUUUUUCAAAAAGUCACUCACCAUUUUGUAAAGAGAUGCAUAGCGUGUAGUCCUAGUAUGUAGUAGGAGUGCGAUACUUGUUUCGUAAAAAUGCAUAGCGUGCCCGCGCUCACGAUUCGCGCCAGCACCACGAAAAGGGACCUGCUGCCGAAGGAGGUGGAGAAGAGGUUGCAAUUCCUGCACGACUAUCAACUGCAAAUAUGUCUGGGUCUGGAACAAAUCAAAUUCUCAUGCUAAACCUGAAUCAUGUACAAAUCUGUGUUGCAUGAUUACCAAAAGCUGUUCACUUUUGAGUUAAUCGAGAGACAGUUUCUCAUGCAGGAUAGGCAUGCCAUUGCCAUGUCUUACAUACCAGACCUCAUGGGUCAUGGAAAACCUGCGUGACAAGUCUGGCAUUCUUCCAGACCCAGACAUAUUUGCAUUUGAUAACGACGGCGACGAGGAGCACAAGCCGGGUAUUUUCGCGCGCGCGUACCGGUGGUUCUCGUUGAAGGCCACACGCAUCGUGUAUCAAAAUGAAAAAUCCCCCUCCCCACAUCAAAACGAAAUUUCUGAUGCUGGAUUUGCGUACACAAAUUUGCAGUAGUGGACUGCAGGCUCAUAUCAUGCCAAUUUAGAGUGAGAGGCUUUGGCCUAGGCGCUUAGCAUGAGGAACGUCGAUGCUGCAGGAGGCCCAACAGCAUUACAAACCGUCUGCAUAAUGGGGCGGAGGCUAUGGCGUUGCUCCUUUCUUGCAAGACAGAUACGGCGACUUGUGGUCACAAAUCAGCGUGAAAAACAGGCACAAAUCACCUCCAGGGCUACGCGCGAUCCCUCCGACGCUGCGUGUGGAAGGAGGAUGUUCGGCGUGUCGGGGGUGAGGGACCCCUGACGUCUGGUAGAUUAUGUGUGUACCCGGUUUUGGUGUCAGAUCUUGUUUUUCAUGCGACGACAAGAGGGCAAACUGUUACAUCCAAACAACUGAUGACGACAUUGGGUCUGUAUUUCGUGUGUGGUCAGACUUCACACAGUACGACGCUGAAGUAAUCGCUCUCGACCAGUUGCUGCAGCUGCUGCCGAGUCGGAUAACGGCGUGCCACAAAUUCAUCUACAUUUUCGUGGAUUCCGACGGCGUACUACAAACACUACAGAACGAGGGGAGCAGACUGGAAAGCAUGACAAAACUCCGCAACCUACUGAACAAGAUCCUGCUAUCCAGCCCGGACAUCAAGAUUGUACUACACUGGGUACCCUCGCACCGCAACUUCCGGCUGAACACCAUAGCGGACAAGCUGGACACUUUCGCGACGGAGACUGCUGAGCCGGACCAGGACCCUCUCACUAAGAGGAGGGUGAAGAUGAUAGUGCGCGACCAGAUCAGAAAGAGAAACGCAGCAGCAGCGGGCGAUGAAUCUCCGGAAGACGUCACCACCCUGCGAAGGGCGAGAAGAGUACAGAUACUGGGGCGGGUCCCGCUCGCGGGGCUCAAUCCGCAACAGCAACGUGGGGCCAUGAGCCUAUGGACGGGCGAAAGCUUCCUUCCUGCGGGGAUGGUUUCCAUCGACAGCAGGGGAUGGCCGGUCUGCCGAAAGUGUGGCACCGAGCUGCGCGUCACUAACGCCUCGACCGGGGUCUGGGUCCGGGGAAACGAAGCGGAAAAGGACGACCCAAGGAUUUUCACACGCCUCGUUGACCAUCUGCUCGUCGAGUGUCCAGCAGCCCCGGAUGCGAAAGAUCAUCACGGGAAGGAUGCAGUGCAGCUCAUCCGCAAGGAGUCGAAGAAGCAGCUCAACAGACUGCUAAUUGCGGCGAACAAGCAGCAGGACCUGCUCCGAGACGCACAAACGUGGCCCCGCAGGGCGAAAACAGACAAACCCAGCCGGGAAGAAGAGGAGGACAACAUUCCGGGCGAAUGGAUGGAGCAGGCCGCGGAGGCUGUGAAAAAGAGAAAGAUACAGCAAGAGCACCCAGGGACAUAGCCCAGCUGCUCUAGUCCUUCCCCUGGCGGUUUUCAGCUAAAGCAUUUUUCUUCGAAUGGCAAGAAGCAAGCUCUACAGCGCAAGCUCACUGACUAUUCUCGACCAUGCUCUUUCUUCUAUUGUAAGUUUCCCGAUUCAAGGAUCCGUAUCUGUUCAGAGGCAGUUCGUACUGUAAACGAGCUCAGACAGCAGUAACAACGUGCAAAAGUAAUCAAGAUCAAGAUUAAGUUUUCGAUUGAUCAUAACAGUUUUUGGCACGAGCUAAAAUUCCAUUUUUCUGGUACUUUUCCAGAACAAGCCUCCAGAUAGUCCUUCAGAUCAGAAUUAAGGACAGUAGCAUUUUUCUGGAUCAUUUAUAGGCGUUGUCGACUUGCCAGUAUCAAAGGUAAGGUCGAUGUUCCCCGACUGCAGCAGCAGCGUUUCCCAGUGAGGUAGUCGCGCAAGGUCGUGGCGAGAGAGAGCGCGAGCUCGACUCUUUUCAAGAAAAAAAAAAAAGGAAAAGAUCGCAAAAGAAAGUAAAGAAAACCCCAAAAGCGACACUAAGCAGCCUAGUCUCCGGGGUAAGAAGCGAAAAAAAAAAAAAAGGGAAGAGUGGAGACGUAGCUGCAGGUGGUUGGGCGACCUGGACAUAACUUCGGUUCCCCAGGAAGCCCAGCGGCGUCUGGUUUACCGGGCUGCGACAUCAAGUUGUAGCCUGUCUGGUUCCUUGGAACCUAAGGUCUUGUAUUUCUGCCCGACUUCGAGAGAUCUCACGCUGAGAUGCUCCCCGAAGGUUAGUCGGAGGCUGAUCAGGUGGCAAGUCGCCGCCCUGUUCUGUACGCCAUUGCUGAUGAGGUGGUUGCUUUGGCUGACUCCAAUUGCACGGCCGGUCACCGCUAAAACGGGUGGUGCCUCGCUCUGCAAGAUGCUUUAGAGUUACACUUUGAAGCAGACAUUUACUCGCAGUAAUCUUGACAGUGCCCAGACAGUUUCUCGCCCACCUAGAGGCGAACACACAUGUUGUUUUUCAUGCGACGCCAAUGCCCCCUUUGUGCCCUGGUGGCACGGAGGACGCGUUGCAUUUUCUGGGACCACGCAAAUUCUAGCCUGCGAGGGGGGGAAGCGAGCAAAAAAAAGUCUGGCCUGCGGAUAUCGGGAGGAAAACAGGCAGAAAUCAGCAUGGCAAAUUCUCUGAGGCGUGCUUUUUCAUCGAUAUGGGGAGGGGGAAUUUUUCCUUACGAUAUCGUGACGGGGGGGAGCAGCAGUGAUUUGUACUACGUGCCCGAGCCGAAGGAUCUUUACCACGCGGACCUGCCCGCCCUGGUCUCCGACCUGUUCUCGGGCGAGAAGAUCGAGCUGGCCCUGGAGUCGUACACGGUCACCGUGCUCUUCACCAGCUAUCGAAUCUUGUACUGGAAAUGGAACGAGAACGACGACAGCCACGAACUGCACGUCGUUUUGUACAAAAACGUCAUCCGGUGGAAGUUGACCACCCAAGCCCGGUUUUGGGACCGCAACGAGGAGCUGAAGAUUUUCCACGGCUACGGCAAUGAAAAAACCGAAGUGCUGGAGCUCACGUUCGACUCCACCCGCCGGGAGCCCAUCUUUGCGGCCGCGGCGCUCAUCAAGGGACACGUGCAAGAAUACCACGACAACGAAGUACGCAUGCACCACUUCUACGUGCAGAAUUGUGCCUGGGGAGGCUGUGCUGGCACCAACAACCCGGGGCAUCAACUGUGGAAAGUCAAUAAACCCGCCAACCAACGGGCGAGGACCGCCGAAGAGUUGCGAGAGCACCAGGAAGCGUCCGAGCGGGAAGCUUUUCACGCCGAGGAGGUCGCGAAUGCAGAGGGGACCGUGAGACACCCGGUCCGGAUUAGCGGGCCGCAAGCGGAAGAAAUGGAAGCGAAGUUCAGGGACGAGGAAAAAGAUCGAAGAAAGCGCGUGAGGCAGAGAGAAAGGGAAGAAAGAAGACGCGAUCGGGUAUUGUAAGGAAAAAUCCCCCCUCCCCAUAUCGAAAAGGCAUGUUUCCGAAAAUUUGCGUUGCUGAUUUGAGGUCACAAAUCACGUCUGUCUCGCAAGAAGACAAGGGCAAAAGCUUCGCCCCCAUUACAGAGGCGAUUUGUCAUGCUGUUGGGCCUAGUGGGGAGCCGUUUGCCAAGCUGAACAACUAGACCGAUACGGCCCUACAUAGCCUGGGGAUCUGGCCGCGAUGCCUUUCUGCAAUAGAAAGCCGAUUUGUGUACACAAAUCCCGCAUCACAGAUUUCCAUUUCGAUAUGGGGUGGGGGGAUUUUUCCUUUUGAUAUCGGGAGCAGCAAGCGGCCCGCAAGGCGAAGGACGACAAGAAGUUCGGCGGGAAGCUAUCCCUAGUAAAAACGUACCCACACCAGAGUUGUAAUGCAGAUUUGCAAAGACAGAAAGACUUGCAAUGCGCAUCCCCAUGAGAGCCAUUCCCAAUCGUGUUUUGGAUUUUGUGAUGCUGUGAACAGGAUGAGCAGAUGAAUCUGUGACGCGGCUGCACUUGCUAACCUGCACUACACUGCAGAGUGCAACUUGUCAUGCGUGACUCACAAAGCUCCUAGGUUUGUGUUGCAAAAUCCCCAUCCUGACGCUGGUGUGUGUACGUUUUUACUCAGGAUAGAAGCAAGAAAGGAAGUCGUACCAGGAACGGUGGAGGGCCUGGCGGAACAAGAAGGAAACAGAAGAAAGCAAGCGGGAGAAAGAGGAAAAGAAAAAGAAACAGGAAGAAAGUAAAUACGUUACGGUUAGUGGGGUAAGGGCCGAGAAACAAAAAACAACGUGGAGGGAAAAGGUUCAAGGUUGGUUCUCCCGUUGAGGACCGACCGCAUCAUAAGUUUCCGAUCCUGUGGUCCCCCCGGAGGUGAUGUUGAGUCUACUUCAAGAACCAUGUCCUCGACGUUUCUGUAAGCACUUGCUCUGCCGAUUCAUUCAUCCCGUUCCUUUAUCAUAUCUCAACGUUUCAUCUGUAAGCACUUGCUCUCUUCAUCGCCCUUGUAUGAGUACUACCCGGCUCGUCUCAUACUUUUGCGAAUGAUGUUAUAAUUCGAAAUCGAAAUGGAAGUGCACGUUAGUUCAUGUUAUUUGUUAUGUAUGACAGGCCCAAUGAAAAAAUGAGUCGGCUUCACUCUACUGACCUUUUUUUCUGGUUCUUCAGUUGCAGCUGCAACUCGCACGGCUAUGGUGCCGAAGUGUAAGAAAUACUUACUAUUUACAAAUUGAUCACAAAGAAAUGUAUAAAGUAUAGCGAGGACAGGACAACUGUAAGUAUAAUCUCGAGAAGUUUCACGCCUAUAAUAUGAACAUAGCCGCACGAUUUGGUAGUGCAGUUUUGUUGCCUAUGCUUAGACCCUGCAUCUAGGUGGACGAAGGUUGAUGGCAUGAAGUGACCCACGAACCUAUUUGAAUCUUAAAGCACGAUUUUCAUGUACGAAAAGGAUGCGGAAGAAUUAAAUGCAGACACUUCUUGGAGUACUCUGAGGACACAAGGACUCAUCGCUAUCAAAAUC